CUCCUCCCCUUUUCCAGACAUGUUCACCAUCGUCCUCAUCCAUUCCGUUGAUCAUUAUCAUCACCAUGGGUGUUCCAGACAUUGACAAUCAGGCAGACGCCAUCACCACGGUCAAGCCCGUGGUUGCUGUCGGCGAUGGCAAAACCGCCAAAGCCGAGGGCUCCAAGGCCAAGGUCGUGCACAACGCCGAGUUCUUCGCCGCCGUGCAGGAAGCCAACAUCCCCCGUUGGAGCAAGGAGUCCAUCAAGCUCUACUUUGCCAUCUUUGUCGCAUUCUGCUGCGCUUGCGCCAAUGGCUAUGACGGCUCGCUCAUGACCUCGAUUCUCGACAUGGACCACUUCCAGAGUGUCUUUGACACUGGCAAGACAGGUGUCAAAGUCUCGCUCAUCUUUUCCAUGUACACCGUUGGUAGCAUCGUCGGUGCUCCGUUCGCUGCUGUUCUCACCGACAAGUAUGGAAGAAGGAAGGGAAUGUUCUGCGGCGGAGUUGUUAUCAUUCUCGGAAUGAUUAUCAUUUCCACUUCUCGCACUGUUGCUCAGUUUGUGAUAGGCAGGUUUGUCCUGGGAUUCGGCAGUAGGUUCAUCUAUACCCCUAUGCUGCCGCCAAACGCUAACAUAUACUCAGUUUCUAUCAUGACCAUCGCCGCACCCGCGUACGCCGUCGAGAUUGCCCCACCACACUGGCGUGGACGUGCAACGGGCUUGUACAACUGUGGCUGGUUUGGUGGUAGUAUUCCCGCCGCGGCCGUGACCUUUGGCACCAACUCCAUCAACUCUGAUCUCUCAUGGCAGCUGCCAUUGAUCUUUCAAGCAUUUGCGUGCUUGAUUGUCAUGGUCGGAGUCUUCUUUAUCCCUGAGUCCCCCAGAUGGCUCAUGACCCAAGGCCGAGAGAGUGAAGCGAUUGACUUCCUCGUCAAGUACCAUGGCAACAACAACCGCGAGUCUCGCAUUGUGCUGCUCGAAGUCGAGGAGAUGAGAGAGGGUAUCAGACAGGAUGGUAUCGACAAGGUCUGGUGGGACUACCGUCCUCUGUUUUUUACUCACUCUGGCCGCUGGCGUAUGGCCCAAGUCCUCAUGAUCAGCAUUUUCGGCCAGUUCUCGGGCAAUGGACUGGGAUACUUCAACACCGUCAUCUUCGAGAACAUCGGAGUCAACACUGUAUCGCAGCGUCUGGGUUACAACUUGCUCAACUCGGUCCUGUCGGCCAUCGGUGCCCUGACAGCCGUGUGCUUUACCGACCGCAUGCCCAGGAGGACCGUCCUGAUCUACGGAACCAUGGCUUGCUCCUUUGCCCUGGCCGUCAAUUCGGGCCUUUCCGCUGCCCUCGACAACCAGGGGGAAAACGUUAUUCUGUCCUAUGCCCAGGGUGCUCUUGCCUCAUAUUUCCUGUUCAACAUCAUCUUCAGCUUUACCUACACGCCUCUCCAGGGUGCUAUUCCCACGGAAGCUCUCGAGACGACCAUUCGCGCCAAGGGUCUGGCUAUGUCCGGUAUCAUCGUGUCAACCAUCGGUUUUAUCAACCAAUUUUGCACACCUAUUGCCUUGGGGAACAUCCAAUACAGAUACAUCUUCAUCUUUGUCGGAUGGGAUCUUUUUGAGGCCCUCAUGUGGUACUUGUUUGGAGUCGAGUCCCAAGGCCGUACCCUGGAGCAGCUCGAAUGGGUUUACAACCAGCCCAAUCCAGUCAAGGCAUCACUCAAGGUGGACAAGGUCGUGGUGCAGUCAGAUGGAAAAGUCACCGAGAAGAUUGCAGAUACAGACAGCGCUUGAGAGUAAGGAGGUCGUUUGUUGUCACCACUCUCCACUUUAUAUCCCAUAUUCCCCCGGCAUCCUCUUCAGCUGUCGUUUUGCUCUAUCGCUUCUAUACCCGCGGCUUAAUAAACUUUGUGACGCGGUAUUCUAGGUGGCGAUGGUGAUUGUUUAGUUGUAGGCAAGUGCUCGUAUGUGAAGUUGUGAUUACGCCAAUACUAACAAUGGGAAGGCGACGAGUUUGGCAGGUAUUCAACGAAAAAGACUGAUAGGAGCCGGAUAAGCAAGCCAAUACCUUCUGCGUAUUCCAACACUCUAUUUUCUGCCCUAUGAAGAGGUAGAUUGGUGUCAAUUCUUUUUUCCGUGUCGCAACGUUGCGUGGCCCUUGUAUGCCCG
This is a messenger RNA of Pyricularia grisea, 2144 nucleotides long. RefSeq lists its product as uncharacterized. Gene Ontology annotation, cellular component: membrane. The coding region runs from base 66 to 1769 and encodes 567 amino acids. Gene Ontology annotation, biological process: transmembrane transport; carbohydrate transport. NCBI's taxonomy places the organism in Eukaryota, Fungi, Ascomycota, Sordariomycetes, Magnaporthales, Pyriculariaceae. The transcript is spliced from 6 exons. The record is from RefSeq and is a predicted model, not a curated record. Gene Ontology annotation, molecular function: carbohydrate:proton symporter activity.